UUUUCGUCGCCUCCCACCAUGACUGCAGUUGCACCUCCCAACUCUGCAGCUCCAGUCCAAACUCCAGCGGACCCUUCACCAUCAUCGCAGCCCUUAUCAUGGGAGGGCGACAAAAUGUUUAACAUCUACAUCUACGACUAUUGCUAUAAACGGGGUUUCCACAAAACCGCUAACCAACUUUUGCUCGAGGCAGACAUUCCGUCAGACUCGUCGCCACCAAUCAAUGCUCGGCAGGGUCUACUUUUUGAGUGGUGGAGUGUGUUCUGGGUUCUAUUUACUGCGAAGGCGAAUGGGAAUGGGUCAGAAGAUGCGAUGCUGUAUACCCAGCAUCAGGCACAACUAGCUGCUAUGCGAAGUCGACCUUCGAAUUCUUUACCAGGCAUGAUGCCCCAGCCUGGCCAGCCAGGACGACCGCCCGUCAACGGUGCUGGUCGUGGUUUCCCUCCAAACGGCCCGAUGGCAAAUGGAAUCCAACCCACCGGCCAGCCUGCUGGACCGACUGCUUUUGCUGGCUCUAACGGCGUGAUGACUGGCGCACCUUUUAAUCAACAACAACGAGGGUCAAUGUCCGGUCCCCCAAGACCGCCCAACGGAGGGCCACCUUUCCAGUCGCCUACAAUGGCCCAUUCUCCGCCAAACUCCGUUCAACCUCCCCAGAAUCAGUCGCAGCCUCCGAUGGGUGGUCUUCAUCGUGGUUCUAUGCUUCCCCCAGGAAUUGCUCCACAACCUACUCCUGCCCCAUAUCCGCCAAAUAUGGGAGGCCGUCCCCCAAGUCCAACAGGCAGGACAUCAACCCCCCAGCCUGGAAUGGUCCACCAAAGUCCUUCUAUGGCUCCACGACAACCUCCCAUGCCGGGCAACAUGGCUAACGCAGAGAUGGCGCUGAACGGCGAGUUGCAAAGUCUCCCGCCACAAUUGUUGUCUGUGAUAAAACAUGAGCUCGGUCUGACCGACAAAAGCAUUCCAAUGCUGACAAUGCAAGAGAAGCAACGGAUGAUCCAAUCGGCUCGGAUGCGUCUAGGACCGCAGAAAGUACCUCCUCCCAAUGCUACGGCAGGACCGUCAACAAUGGUGCCGCGCCGGAAUAACAAACGAAAUAGCACAUCUCCUGGCGAAGAUCUUACACACCCUGAUGACGGGUCAUCACCACCAAAUGCAAAGAGGAUACGGACAACACCAGAGCAACAACCACCCAUUCCAACUGGCCCAAUGCCCGCAGGGUAUCCUCAACCACAAGGUGGACCACCACCUAUGAACAAUGGAAUGAUGCGACCGAUGGGAGCUGGCCCUAUGGCGAAUGGUUUCCCCCAUCAGCAGCCACCAAUGUCGAUGGGAAUGCUAGGAAUGCCCAGCGGUAUGAGUCCCCAGAUGCAGCCUCAGGCAGGAAUGAUGUAUCGACCAGGAGGAAUGCAUCCUAACAUGCGAAUGCCUGGAAAUAUCAACUCCGGAUCGCCCGGAUCUGAUCCCUCAUUUGGUUCCGUUGGACCAAUGCCAAUGCCUCCCGGUGGGCCUGCGCCGGGCCAAUUUGCGCCGGGACCGAACCGAUUACCAGCGCCUGGACAGCAACAACCAACAGGAAAACCAAUGAGUAUGCUCCCACCGCCUUCUCCCGCCAAGGAAAUGGGCAAAGACACCAAUAAACCUGGAUCGUCACCAAGAAACCCACCAAUGGCGGCUGGCUCGAAUACUGGUCCACCGACACCACAAGGAGGGAUGGCGCCGUCUCCUGGUCUUAUGAUGAAUCCAAACGGCCCAAUGAACCCUGCUGGCAAUGGUGGUGGCGGUGCUAUGUCGCUAGCCCCAGGCUCUGCUCCUCCCACAGAACCGUUGUUCUCGACCGAUUUUAUGCAGAAUAUGGGUGGCUCGCUGGAAGACGUCGACUUGUUUUUCCGGCAGGACGCAGAUAUCAAUUUUGAGCGAGACUUUGGCCAGUGGUUCAACAGCGCUGAUGACGUACCUGGGAUGGAUCUCGUCAAGCAAUAG
Mycena indigotica is the source of this 1983-nucleotide messenger RNA. RefSeq lists its product as uncharacterized. NCBI's taxonomy places the organism in Eukaryota, Fungi, Basidiomycota, Agaricomycetes, Agaricales, Mycenaceae. The transcript is spliced from 7 exons. Gene Ontology annotation, molecular function: protein binding; transcription corepressor activity. Bases 19 to 1983 code for a protein of 654 amino acids. The record is from RefSeq and is a predicted model, not a curated record.